ACAUGUCAUCAAGUCGUCGAGGAGCCGCAGGGGACCUGCUAGUAAAUCUGCCGCGGUGUUGACCGGCAGCCUCCAGCCCACAUGCCGUUGUUCCCUCCAGCAUGUGAUGUGGCAGCAAAGGCCUUGCCCCCUCGGCUGCUCGCCCCCCCUCCUGGACCCAACGAACCUGUCACCAAGACCCCAAAAGAGGAGGUGAAGAUGGAGCUGGAGAACGCCUCUCUUUGGAAACAGUUCAGCUCAGUGGGCACAGAGAUGAUCAUAACAAAGAAGGGCAGACGGAUGUUCCCUGGGCUGAGGUUAAAAGUGUCCGGCCUUAACCCGUCUCUCCGUUACAUCCUCCUUUUGGACAUCGUUCCAGCUGACAACUCCCGCUACCGUUUCCAAGGCGGUGGCUGGCAGGCUGUAGGCGGAGCCGAGGCGAGGCUGCCGGAUCGGGUUUUCAUCCACCCAGACUCCCCUGCGACAGGUGCUCACUGGCAGGGCCGCACCAUCUCGUUCCACUACGCCAAGCUGACUAACAACACACUUGACACACAGGGACAUAUUAUCCUGCACUCACUGCAUCGUUACCAACCCAGAAUCCAUGUCAUUGAAGCAAGAGAUGUGUUGAGGUGGGGUGGAGGGCAGCACUCCUUUGUUUUUCCUGAGACCCAGUUCAUUACCGUCACUGCCUACCAGAACAACAAGAUUACAGAGCUUAAGAUCAACUCCAACCCGUUUGCUAAAGGUUUCAGAGAGGACGGCAUGAACAGCAAAAAACAAAGAGAUGCAAGACAGAAGCGGAAAAUGUCUGCCUUGGCAGAAACCUUAGAUAUUGUCAACUGCGAUCCAUGUGACUCCACUGAACUCCUGCCACAGCAGAUGAGCACCAACACCUCCUCCAGCACAGACCUGCAGACCCUCACUCUCUCCUCUCUGCCCCCACUGCCUGACCCCUCCUGUGGAUUCAGACAAGACGAGGCCACUUAUCAGGACACUCUGGUCCCCCAGCAGCCACUGGACCUUGGCCAUGCAUUCAUGGAAUCCGGGAUGUCAGAUAUCGGCCUCUCAAUGUCAGAUGGGAUGCAAGACCCGGCAGGAAGUGAGAUGACGAAUACGAUGAUUGAAAGAUCAGACACUUUGGGUGAACCAGCAUACACCUCCACCUUCCCUGCAGCUGAACCCAACGCCUCCUCUUUCCCCUCAGCCCCUCUCCCACCUACAUCCUCCUUCACUGACACUUCUGAUUCAUCCAACCCUCAUCCUAACAUCCCUCCUAUCGACUACCCCUCCAUCCUCGCCUCCUCCCCUAUCCUCUCCUCCUCCUCCACCACCACUCCCUCUCUGCAGCAGACCUCUUUCACCUUCCCCACCCCACCUCCUUCUAACUCCUCCUCUCCACAGCCACUCCUGUCCUCCUCUUCCUCCCCUGCUGCCAACACCUAUCACACCAUCCAGGAGACGAUUAGUCCUCAUACACCCACAGAUGCCUCCUUUUCUGCUCCAUCAGGUCUGCAGGAGCAAAUGUCAGCUCAUUCAAAUAACUCACCAAGCAGUCACAGCUCAACAGUAUUUAUAUAUCCCAAUAUCCCUCCUGAAAAUCCUGCUCCUGCUCCAACCCUCCCAAAUCAAAGCUACCCUCCUCCUUCCACUCUGCCGUGCUCUUUACCCCCUCAUGGUGCCCCGUCAUCAUUCACCCUCCCUCCACAUGUGCAAAAUCUUUCAUUCCCAAAUGUGCCCUCUAACCCUACCCACCCUGCCCUUCACCUCCCAAACCAAGCCCCCUCCCUCCCUCCAGCCUUUCCUCCCUCCUCCUUCACUCACCCUCCAUCCUCCCUCCCUCACCCUCCUUUCCAGCCCUCCUCCUGCUUGGCUGUCUCCUCCUCCUUUCAGCAGCCUGCCACCUCUGCUCCUCCAGCACACCCUCAGAACCUGCACAAUCCCCCUCCUCCCUCCUCCUCCACCUCCUCAUACCCUCCACUCGACAUAAGUGCCAUCUCUCAGUUCAAUUCUGCUGCCCCCUACCGCCCAGAUAUGGUACUGCACCACCCAUCUCUUCUCCCUCAGCUGGAUCCAUCGCAUCCCUCCAGCCUACCCUCCACCACCCCUCCUCAAGCCCUCUACCCUGCCUUUCCAUCCUACCCUCUGAGGCUCUGUCAGGACCCCCACUCAUCCCUCUCCAUCCCGUUCAGGCAUCUGUACGACAGCACCAGCAUGGCCAGGGGUCCUACCUGGAUAUGAGCACGAGACCUGUGUUUUAAAGACACUGAUAGCGCUUUUAGGACUUUUAAAAUUCAUGUUUAGCCUUAGCAUAAUUUGCCCCAGUACUGCCAGUGUGAGUGUGUGAGUGUCCUCUGUUAGUCAGCUGUUGAAUCUGAUGAAUGAAGAAUGAAACUGAUUUAAAUCUGUAUAUAGUUGUGGAAGAUUUCUUUUCAAAUAUUCUAUCCAUUCCAGUGUGAAAAA
Messenger RNA from Cheilinus undulatus (humphead wrasse), 2442 nucleotides. RefSeq names its product T-box transcription factor 6 (gene tbx6). The record is from RefSeq and is a predicted model, not a curated record. NCBI's taxonomy places the organism in Eukaryota, Metazoa, Chordata, Actinopteri, Labriformes, Labridae. Gene Ontology annotation, biological process: vasculogenesis; positive regulation of DNA-templated transcription; heart looping. Gene Ontology annotation, molecular function: RNA polymerase II cis-regulatory region sequence-specific DNA binding; DNA-binding transcription factor activity, RNA polymerase II-specific. Gene Ontology annotation, cellular component: nucleus.